Messenger RNA from Olea europaea var. sylvestris, 1185 nucleotides. Its product is annotated as NADH dehydrogenase [ubiquinone] iron-sulfur protein 1, mitochondrial-like. The transcript has 2 exons. Bases 59 to 985 code for a protein of 308 amino acids. The record is from RefSeq and is a predicted model, not a curated record. NCBI's taxonomy places the organism in Eukaryota, Viridiplantae, Streptophyta, Magnoliopsida, Lamiales, Oleaceae. Gene Ontology annotation, molecular function: oxidoreductase activity, acting on NAD(P)H; iron-sulfur cluster binding.
AACUAACUAAUGCGUGUUGGUUUUGGUCUUUCAUAUUUUUUUUUUUGGUUAUUAAUUUAUGCUUAUUCUCUUGAACUGCCAGCCAAGGGUAGAAGUUGCUAUGGUGAAUGCCAGGAUUCGAAAAACAGUUCGAGCAACCAGUGCAACGGUUGGUUACAUAGGCCCUGCUGCUGAUUUCAACUAUGAUCAUCAACAUCUUGGCACGGGCCCUCAAACGCUGAUCGAACUUGCCGAGGGACGCCAUCCCUUUUGCUCUACCCUCUCAAAUGCUAAAAAUCCAGUUAUCAUUGUUGGAGCUGGAAUCUUUGAGCGGAAGGACAAGGAUGCAAUUUUCUCAACAGUUGAUGCCAUUUCCAAAAAUGCGAAUGCUGUUAGGCUUGAUUGGAACGGGCUUAAUGUGUUGCUACUUAAUGCUGCCCAAGCUGCGGCUCUGGACCUUGGACUUGUACCAGAAUCUAACGAAAGCAUUGAAUCUGCCAAAUUUCUCUAUUUGAUGGGUGCUGAUGAUGUGAACUUGGAGAAAGUUCCAGAUGAUGCCUUUGUCGUUUACCAAGGUCACCAUGGUGAUCGGGGCGUGUAUCGUGCCAAUGUAAUUCUUCUUUCAUCAGCUUUCUCUGAGAAAGAAGGGACAUUUGCAAAUGCAGAGGGAUGUGCUCAAACAACUGUACUAGCAGUCCCCACAGUGGGUGAUGCUAAGGAUGAUUGGAAAAAAAUUAGAGCAUUGUCUAAGGUGGCAGGUGCUCAGCUGCCUUAUGAUACUCUUAGUGCUAUCAGAUCCCGAAUGAGGACUGUGGCACCCAAUCUUUUGCAUUCCGACGAAAGAAAACCAAUAGCUUUUUCAACAUCUUCCUUGAGACCUGAGAUCAAGGGGAAGAUGGAUAUGGCUCCAUUUGAACCUGCAGUUGAGAACUUCUAUAUGACGAAUGCAGUCGCAAGGGCAUCAAAGAUCAUGGUCCAGUGCAGUGCAUUGUUGACGAAGAAGUGAUCACUAGUAGGUUUUGAUACUUCAAUAAAGGUGUCAAAUUGACUUUUUUCCUGAAUUUGUAGGAUUCUUUGUUGGGACAGGAAACAGUUUUCCAAGUAAUGCAGUGCCAUAGUGUAGUGUUCAUAAAUGGCAACCUGAGUUUAUUUAUGGUGUGUACCUUUUUGUAACUUAACUAGUACUUAGCUGUUGUGACCUCAACA